AUGCAGUUGUCACAACAGAUGACCGCCUCGCAGCAGUCUCAUCAGUACCCCCAGCCCUCCUCCCAGCAGCCCUUCUCCAUGAGCCAACCCUCCUCCCAGACUCUCAACUUGCAGUCUUCCUAUCGCCAGUACACCGACCCAGCACCACAGCCCGCUGAGCAUGUUAUGCCUAUAUACUCGGCUCUCUACUCGGGUGUUGGUGUCUACGAAACCGAAGCCAAUGGCAUAACCGUCAUGCGCCGCCAGAGUGAUGGCUGGCUCAAUGCGACACAAAUCCUAAAGGUGGCAGGGGUGGAAAAGGGACGCCGGACAAAAAUCUUGGAAAAGGAGAUCCAGACGGGCGAGCAUGAAAAGGUUCAGGGUGGCUACGGGAAAUACCAGGGCACAUGGAUCCCUUUUGAACGCGGUCUCGAGGUUUGCCGUCAGUAUGGCGUCCAUGAGGUGCUCCAUGCACUUCUCACCCACAAGCGGGGCCAAGAUGGAGGAAGCGCCCCCGAUGUCGACACGCCAACAAAAGAACAGGCCAUGGCUGCCCAGAGGAAGCGUCUGUACAACGCAAGCUCUCAGGAGAGCCGCGGAGGUGGUGUUCAACAGGGUGGCACAUUCUUCAAGAGCAUUUCGUCGACCGCAUCCCAUGCUAUCAAUGCUAUUAGCAAAGCCAGGUUCGAGUCGCCCGCUCCCAGAAAUCGCAACCCUCCGUCUCGCGCUCCCAGCUUCCAACGCCAGCCGUCCAUGCAAGAUGCUGGUGACUUCCCACCAAACUCCCAGCACAGUUUUGUGUCCAACUAUGGGGCCCCCGAAUCCGCCUUUGGUUCUCAAGAGACACAGCCGGUGGUCAACGAGACGGUCGAGCCUGCGCGCAAGAGGCAAAGAAUUCUCACACCCGCUCACAGCUUUGGAGGGCUCACCCCGACCUAUCCAAGUAUGAACCCCUACGCCGAGAACUUUCCCGGGUCACCCACCGAGCCGAACGAGUCGUUCAUCUAUUCCCGGAACGAGCCGGAGUAUGCUCCUGGUCCGCUGCGUCCGCUGCCAUACGAAACAGCUCCCGAGGCCGAGGCGAAACGCAGCAUGCUGAUGCAGCUGUUCCUCAACACGGCCGGCCCUGACGAAAACCAAAAGAGCAUCCUCCGCAACAUGAUCCCGCAAGAACUUGACGGUCCCAUUGAUGCUCAGAGCAACACAGCCCUCAUCUGGGCUGCCACUCUUGCCCGGAUGCCACUCUUGAGAGCCCUCGUGGAGGCGGGAUCUAGUCCAUUCCGUGUGAACGCAUCCGGAGAAACGGCCCUGAUGAGGGCUUGUAAUGCCACCAAUUCCAUGGAACACGGGUGCUUCCCCGAUCUUCUGGACAUUCUGGGCGGUACCCUGGAUGUGAGAGAUGACAAGGGCAGGACGGUGCUGCAUCACAUUGCCCUCGUCAGUGCGGUACAAGGUAGGAAUGUAUGCACCCGGUACUAUCUUGAGAGCUUACUUGAGUGGGUGGUCCGCCAAGGGAGCAAUCCAAGCAGUCAGAGCCAGACUUAUGGAAGCAACGGGCUUGCCUCGUCAAGAAUGAACAUUGGUCGGUUCAUGGGAGAGAUUGUCAACGCACAAGACAACCGAGGUGACACGGCCCUGAACGUGGCAGCACGUGUGGGCAACCGAAGCAUCAUCUCACAACUCAUCGAGGUUGGCGCAGACCCUGAAAUCGCCAAUACCGCCGGUUUACGUCCCUUGGAUUUUGGCAUUGGGCUGGCAGAUGGACACUCUGCCAGUGGCGAGACCGGGGAGAGAAACGCUCCUCAGGGGUCGAGACAGAAGAGCAGGGAGAAUAGCGAUGAGGUUGUCAACUCCAUCUCUCAUCUUAUCAACGAGUCAACCUCUCAGUUCCAGGGCGAACUCAAGAAGAAGCAAGACGCUAUCGACGCGCUUCACGGAUCUUUGCGCACAACCUCGGCCCAGGUUGGCGAGGCUCGCCGCAACCUAGAAGCUCUUCAAGAGAAGCUUACUGCCCAGCAGCUCGCCCGUCAAAAAGCCUCCAACCUUGCGCUGGCCUGUGAGGAGGAGGAAAUGGGACUUCGUCAACUCGUACAGCAACACCGUGUCUCCGUCGACAAUCUUGGGCCUGAGCAGGACUGGGCCGCCGAACUCAGGGCGGUUCUCACCGAAGCAAAGCAGCAAGCAGCCGACGACACCGGAGUGGACGGCCACCUCGCCGCCGACGCGGACAAGCCACAUCCCGCUGCUCGUCUCCCUAGUGCCGCCGUGUUGCGUGCCAGAAUCAGGGCGGUUCACGCCAGAGGGGAGCAGACACGACACAUGGUUGGUAGACUGAAAGCACGGAGCAAGCAGCGGGAGCUGCAGUACCGGAAACUUGUCUCACUCUGCACACGCCGGCCAGAGGCAGAAGUCGACCGGCUGCUUGAAACUUUGACGAAAGCCGUCGAGUCGGAGAAGGGCGAGCUUGAACUUGGAAGAGUCAGGAGAUUUCUUGGCGGGGUUGAGGGUGUCGUUGCUUGA
This is a messenger RNA of Podospora pseudocomata, 2499 nucleotides long. It is a transcript of the gene SWI6, whose product is annotated as transcriptional regulator swi6. The record is from RefSeq and is a predicted model, not a curated record. The transcript is spliced from 4 exons. Gene Ontology annotation, molecular function: protein binding; transcription coactivator activity; DNA binding. Bases 1 to 2499 code for a protein of 832 amino acids. Lineage: Eukaryota; Fungi; Ascomycota; Sordariomycetes; Sordariales; Podosporaceae. Gene Ontology annotation, cellular component: SBF transcription complex; MBF transcription complex.